Messenger RNA from Helicoverpa zea (corn earworm), 2841 nucleotides. RefSeq names its product ubiquitin-like modifier-activating enzyme ATG7 (gene Atg7). Gene Ontology annotation, molecular function: Atg12 activating enzyme activity; Atg8 activating enzyme activity. Lineage: Eukaryota; Metazoa; Arthropoda; Insecta; Lepidoptera; Noctuidae. Gene Ontology annotation, cellular component: phagophore assembly site; cytoplasm. The record is from RefSeq and is a predicted model, not a curated record. The transcript has 11 exons. Gene Ontology annotation, biological process: protein modification by small protein conjugation; C-terminal protein lipidation; piecemeal microautophagy of the nucleus. Bases 347 to 2416 code for a protein of 689 amino acids.
AAGCUACCUUAUCGCGUCUUAUCGCGAUAUCUGUUUUGUCGCAGUGUUUGAUUAGUUAGUCACGAUUGAUAGGUCAGAGAACUCACCGGAGUCUCCGACUUCGGACCACUCUGCCCGCUCGGAUCACUCUGACCACCCGGAUGACCACCCGGGGCAGUCUAAUCACCCGGACAACUCUGACCACCCUGACAACUCUGACCGCCCGGACCACUCAGAAGAAGACUCUGACCUCUCGGAACCCGCGGAACCUCCGGACCGCCCGAACCUCCCGAACCGCUCGAACCGCUUGAACCGCUUGAAUCGUAUUCCGCCUAGGUGUGAGUGCUUGAACGUGUAUUCUACGAAUAUGACAGAAGUAGAUUUAGACAAAGCGCAGAUCAUCCAAUAUGUGCCGUUCCAGUCGUUCGUGCACCCUUCUUUUUGGCAUUCUCUCACCAAUUUGAAACUCGACGUAGAUAAAUUGAAAGAGACUAAAAAGGAGAUUUGGGGUCGGUUCAGUUAUCGUGGCGACGUAGAAGCUAUAUUCGAAGUGGAUGGAACGUCCUUCAACGUUUUUCCUGAAGAUGACAUUAUGUAUGCAAAUGUAAGGGGAACAUUAAUGAACAAGAAUACUAUUGAAGAGUAUAAAACUAUUGAUAAAGCUGGAUUGUUAAAUGCAGUUGGCAAGGAAAUGUGGGAAAACAUGAAAACUAAAGCUUGGAUUGCUAACCCCUUUGAAUUAUGGAAUUUUAUAAUUCUAUCAUUUGCUGAUCUCAAAAAAUUCAAUUAUUACUACUGGUUUGCAUUUCCUGCACCUAGCCAGCCCACAGUUUUUAUUAACGAAAUAAGUUCGAACAUACGGUUAAUUUUCCGUACAAUUGAAAUUAAUGAGUUAUCACAAGGCUACAAAGCUCUGGAUGAGGAACAAAAAGGUUACUUUAUUGUCACAAGAUCUGAUUUUGGAAUUAAUGUUACAACAAUAUCAACUGUACUGGAUGCAAAUGGAGGUUUUAAAGAGGAUGUGGAUCUAACCAAUACAUAUUUUGCGUUCACUGAUCCAAGUAAUGGCAGGAAUCCUGGGUGGCCAUUACGAUUAUUUUUGGCGGCUUUGAUAGACCACUGCCCAACUCUACUUGGCGCUUCUAUUAACGUAUUGGCUCUACGAGCCAAUUACACUGCUGGCGUUGACAAUAGCCGCCUAUAUACUGUGAAAGUGCCACAGGAGGUCAAGCCUGUUGAGUCAGCAGGUUGGGUGGGUUGGGAAAGGAAUGACAAAGGCAAUUUUGGGCCAAAGCUCGCCAACAUGUCUGCAUCACUAGACCCUGCAGUACUGGCUGAAACCUCAUCAGAUCUGAACAUAAAGUUAAUGAAAUGGCGUCUCGUGCCCGACAUAGAUGUGGAUGUCAUGAAGAGAACCCGAUGCUUAUUAUUUGGAGCUGGCACUCUUGGCUGUCAUGUCGCUCGAGAUUUAUUGGCCUGGGGCUUUCGACACAUCACAUUUAUAGACAACGGCAAAGUAUCUUAUUCCAACCCAACGCGGCAGGUACUCUAUACUUUCCACGACUGUCUGAAUGGCGGGCGAAUGAAAGCCGAGGCAGCAGCAAACGCAAUAUUAAAUAUAUUGCCUUCAGUUGUGAGUGAGGGAAUAGUAGCACACAUUCCAAUGCCCGGACAUCCGAUCGGAGAGGCGAUGACGGAUGAAACAGUUGACAACGUUAAGCGGAUCGCACAAGCAGUAGAAGAACAUGAUGUUUUAUUUCUACUCCUGGAUUCUAGGGAGGCACGCUGGCUUCCCACAUUGUUGGGAGCUCACUAUGGAAAGAUAGUGAUAAAUGCAGCUCUAGGGUUCGACAGUUACCUAGUGAUGCGUCACGGUUUUAAUGCCGAGUACGAAUACUGUGCGGAACCAAUGAAGAUUCCGGAUAACAAGGAUUGUAUGCCCGGUGUUGAUCUCGGCUGCUAUUUCUGCAAUGAUGUUACUGCUCCUGGUGAUUCGAUGAAAGAUCGCACACUCGAUCAGCAAUGCACGGUGACGCGGCCGGGUGUAGCUGCGAUUGCCGGCGCCUUGGCGGUUGAGUUACUCGUUGGAGUAUUACAACAUCCACUAGGGGGACGUGCACCAGCUAUGAUAAACUUAAAGACAGAUUCCGACGACCCACCCAAAGAGUGCAGAAGCGUACUCGGUCCCGUGCCACAUUCACUAAGGGGGUUCUUAAGCACUUACUCAACGAUUGCUCCGACUUGUGCCAAAUUCAAGCAGUGCAUAGCCUGCUCAGAUAUUGUGCUAAAUAGAUACAGGGAGUAUGGUUUCGAUUUCUUGUUUGAAGUAUUCGAUAGUGGAAACCAUUUGGAAGAAGUGACCGGACUCCGUGAAUUGCAUUUGUCUGCGGAAAUGACUGAGAUACUGACAUUGUCGGAUGAUGAAGGGGAGGAAUAAAUCUGAAGCAUAUAUUAUUAAUUAAAGCUCUACUUUUUUGCCAUAUUAAUAUCCAUGCAUUUAUAAGUGUUAGUAGCAUGUUUAAAAUCUCGAUGUUACAAUUUACUCAUUCAAUGUCCUAUGUGAGCGAGUAAUGCGACUGGAUGUAACGAAAAGACUAAGGAGUCAGAAGGUGCUGCAACAGGCCUAUGAAUGUUUACAAUAGAAAUAUCGCCAAAGAGAGUCGUUUAUUUUGCUCACCCAGGACAGUCUUAAUUAAAUUUUGAUCGUCUAUAUUAUCAAUCUAUGUGGAAUUAUUAAAAAUAAUCCAUUCAGCAAAUAUAAUCAAUACAAGCGCAAAAAAGCAGCUUUAUAUGUUGUGAUAUUAUAUUAUUUAUGUGUAUAUAAAUGUCUCUAAAUGUGUAAAAUAAAAUCAAUAAAAAUAA